Molecule: messenger RNA, 1041 nt
Organism: Parathielavia appendiculata
Lineage: Eukaryota; Fungi; Ascomycota; Sordariomycetes; Sordariales; Chaetomiaceae
Product: porphobilinogen deaminase
Exons: 1
Coding region: 1-1041 (346 amino acids)
Biological process (GO): heme biosynthetic process
Cellular component (GO): cytoplasm
Molecular function (GO): hydroxymethylbilane synthase activity
Source: RefSeq, a predicted model, not a curated record
AUGAGCACCCAACCGAAGCCCGUCACCCUCAAAGUCGGCACGCGCCGCUCCGCGCUGGCCCUACGCCAAACCGAAGUGGUCAUCGAUGCCCUCAAGCGCGCCCACCCGCACGUCACCUUCGAGGUGCACUCUGUCUCUGUGAUGGGCGACCGCGACAAGACGACCCCGCUGCCGGCGCUCGGCAAGGGCCUCUGGACGUCGGAGCUCGAGGCGCAGCUGGUCUCGCGCGAGCUCGACGUCAUUGUGCACUCGCUCAAAGACAUGCCGACCUCGCUCCCGCCGGGCUGCGUGCUGGCGUGCGUCACGGGCCGGGAGGACCGCAGGGACGUGGUGGUCUUCAGCAAACAGCACGAAGAGAACGGGCGGUACAAGACGCUCGCCGACCUGCCGGACGGGGCUGUGGUAGGGACGAGUAGCGUGCGCCGGGCGGCGCAGCUCAAGAGGAGGUACCCUGGGUUAGUGUUUCGGGAUGUGAGGGGGAACAUUGAUACGAGGCUGAGGAAGUGUGACGAGGAGGGAUAUGAUGCGAUUAUUCUGGCUGCGGCCGGGCUGCUGAGGUUGGACUUGGGGAAGCGAAUUUCGCAGUACCUGGACUCGAGCAGUGAAGGGGGUGGGUUGCUGCAUGCUGUGGGCCAGGGCGCGCUGGGGCUGGAGGUGCGGGAGGACGAUGACCGGAUGAAGGAGCUGUUGAAGGCCGUGGAGGAUACGCCGACGAUGAUGGCGUGCUUUGCCGAGCGGGCUGUCAUGCGCACGUUAGAGGGUGGGUGCAGCGUGCCGAUCGGCGUGGAGACGGCGUGGGUGGAGGGGGAAACUGUUGGGGACAAUAAGAAGAAGUUGAGGUUGCGGGCGGUGGUGGUGAGUCUGGAUGGGACACAGGCUGUGGAUGGUGAAGCGACAGAAGAGAUCACCAGCCUGGCACAGGCUGAGAGCAUGGGCAAAGAGUUGGCUCAGAAGCUUGCUGGAAUGGGGGCGCAGCAAAUAUUAGACGACAUCAACAUGGGGCGGGCCUCAGGGGCGGCUCUCAAAGUUGGUGAUGCGUAA